Messenger RNA from Malania oleifera, 3521 nucleotides. Its product is annotated as vacuolar sorting protein 39. The record is from RefSeq and is a predicted model, not a curated record. The coding region runs from base 132 to 3209 and encodes 1025 amino acids. Lineage: Eukaryota; Viridiplantae; Streptophyta; Magnoliopsida; Santalales; Ximeniaceae. The transcript is spliced from 13 exons. Gene Ontology annotation, biological process: autophagy; endosomal vesicle fusion; vesicle-mediated transport. Gene Ontology annotation, cellular component: cytoplasm; membrane.
GGUUCAGAACAUGCAAACGACGUCGUGUUAUUCGCCUCCGCUCAUCAUUAUGCUCGCGUUUCGGCAUUGUCGCAAUUAACCUGAACAGAACUGUUCGACGGAGGAACACUGGAACAGGGGAAAGCAAGGACAUGGUGCACAGCGCCUACGAUUCCUGCGAGCUCCUCAGCGAUUGCGCCACCAAAAUCGAAGCAAUCGAAUCGUACGGCUCUAAGCUUCUCCUCGGUUGCACCGAUGGAUCUCUCCGAAUCUACGCGCCGGAGUCCUCCUCCGGCCCUGAUCUCUCUCUGCCGUCCGAUCGCCGCGCCCAAGCCGUAGAGCUGCGCAAGGAGCCCUACUCUCUGGAGAGAACCGUGAAUGGGUUCUCGAAGAAGCCUCUGGUGGCUAUGGAAGUCUUGGGAUCGAGAGAGCUUCUUCUAUCGCUUUCCGAGUCCAUCGCCUUUCAUCGCAUCCCUAAUUUGGAGACUAGUGCGGUGAUAACGAAGGCUAAAGGUGCUAAUGUGUAUUCGUGGGACGACCGGAGAGGGUUCUUGUGCUUCGCCAGGCAAAAGAGGGUCUGUAUUUUCAGACACGACGGUGGACGGGGAUUUGUUGAGGUGAAAGAAUUUGGAGUUCCAGAUGUGGUGAAGUCAAUGUCUUGGUGUGGAGAAAAUAUAUGUUUGGGAAUCAGAAGAGAAUAUGUGAUACUGAACGCCACUAAUGGUGCUUUGUCUGAGGUGUUUCCUUCUGGGAGAAUUGCACCACCUUUAGUUGUCUCUCUUCCUUCAGGAGAACUUCUUCUUGGGAAGGACAACAUUGGGGUUUUUGUGGACCAAAAUGGGAAGCUUCUUCAAGAAGGCCGGAUUUGUUGGUCUGAGGCCCCUGCAGUUAUUGUCAUUCAGAAACCAUAUGCAAUUGCUCUUUUGCCUAGGCAUAUUGAGAUAAGGUCCCUACGAGCUCCUUAUCCAUUGAUACAGACUGUUGUUCUCCGCAAUGUUCGUCGUCUUCUCCAAAGCAACAGUGCCAUAAUUGUUGCAUUAGACAACUCCAUCUAUGGUCUUUUUCCUGUUCCUCUUGGUGCACAGAUUGUACAAUUAACAGCAUCGGGCAACUUUGAGGAAGCAUUGGGUUUGUGUAAGCUACUUCCACCAGAAGAUUCGAGCCUUCGAGCAGCAAAGGAAGGGUCAAUUCAUAUAAGAUAUGCACACUACUUGUUUGAAAAUGGGAGCUAUGAGGAGGCCAUGGAACAGUUUUUGGCCUCUCAAGUGGAUAUUACUCAUGUGCUCUCUUUAUAUCCGUCUAUAGUUCUUCCUAAAUCAGCUGUCAUCCCUGAGCCUGAGAAACUGAUAGACUUUGCUUGGGAUGCUUCAUAUCUCUCAAGGGGUUCAUCUGGUGUGUCAGAUGACUUGGAAUCUUCACCUUCUUCACAGUUGUCAGAAUCUGAUGAAAAUGCAUCACUUGAGUCCAAGAAAAUGAACCACAACACUCUCAUGGGUCUCAUCAAAUUUUUACAAAAAAAGAGAUUCAGUAUAAUUGAAAAGGCCACUGCUGAGGGAACAGAAGAGGUUGUUUUGGAUGCUGUAGGAGAUACAUUUGUAACGUAUGAUUCCGGUAGGUCCAAGAAAUCAACUAAGGGGCGGGUUAACAUUGCCAUUAGCUCCGGUGCUAGGGAGAUGGCAGCCAUACUGGACACUGCGCUGCUCCAAGCCCUGCUUCUUACUGGACAGUCUUCCGCUGCUGUGGAUUUGCUGAGAGGUCUUAACUACUGUGAUGUAAAAAUAUGUGAGGAGAUUCUGCAGAAAAUGAGUCAUUAUGCCGCUUUAUUGGAACUUUACAAGUGCAAUGCUAUGCACCGCGAAGCUCUAAAACUUUUGCAUCACUUAGUAGAAGAGUCGAAUUCAGACCAACCACAAGCAGAACUUACACAAAAGUUCAAUCCUGAAAUGAUUAUUGAAUAUCUCAAGCCUCUCUGUGGGAGUGAUCCUAUGCUUGUUCUCGAGUUCUCAAUGCUUGUUCUUGAAAGGUGUCCGGCACAAACAAUUGAGCUCUUUCUGUCUGGAAAUAUUCCAGCGGACUUGGUCAACUCUUAUUUGAAACAACAUGCUCCAAACAUGCAGGCCACAUAUUUAGAACUUAUGCUUGCAAUAAAUGAACAUGGGAUCUCUGGAAAUCUGCAGAAUGAAAUGGUGCAAAUAUAUCUCUCCGAGGUACUUGAUUGGCAGGCAGAUCUAACUGCCCAACAGAAAUGGGAUGAGAAAGCUUAUUCCCCAACCAGGAAGAAAUUAUUAUCUGCUUUAGAGAGUAUAUCUGGAUACAGUCCAGAGGGCUUGCUAAAACGUCUUCCUGCAGAUGCUUUAUACGAAGAGCGUGCAAUUUUGUUAGGAAAAAUGAACCAACAUGAGCUUGCGUUAUCUAUAUAUGUGCAUAAGCUUCAUGUUCCUGAACUGGCGUUGUCCUAUUGUGAUCGGGUGUACGAGUCUGUACGUCAUCAACCAUCAAUAAAAUCUUAUAGCAAUAUGUACCUCACUCUUCUGCAAAUCUAUUUGAAUCCUCGGCGGACAACAAAAAACUUUGAAAAGCAAAUCACCAAUCUUGCAUCAUCUCAAAAUACUAGCAUUCCAAAGAUGGGCUCUGGAUCAGGGAAAGCUAGAGGCCGUCAAACCAAGAAAAUUGCUGCAAUUGAAGGUGCGGAGGACCUGCGGAUAAGUCAGAGUGGAACUGACAGUGGAAGGAGUGAUGGUGAUGCAGAUGAGGCUAUUGAGGAAGGAGGUUCAACCAUCAUGCAUGAUGAGGUCCUUGAUCUGCUCAGCCAAAGGUGGAAUAGAAUCAAUGGGGCCCAGGCCCUCAAACUCUUACCAAGGGAAACUAAGCUGCAGAACUUGCUUCCAUUUCUUGGACCCCUUCUGCGGAAAUCCAGUGAAGCAUAUCGAAACUUUUCAGUGAUUAAGAGUUUAAGACACAGUGAGAACCUGCAGGUGAAAGAUGAACUCUACAACAAGAGGAAGACAGUUGUUAGGAUUGGCAGCGAUAGUAUGUGCUCCCUCUGCAACAAGAAGAUAGGAACUGCUGUUUUUGCCGUUUACCCCAAUGGGAAGACACUGGUGCACUUUGUUUGCUUUAGAGACUCACAAAGCAUGAAGGCUGUAGUUAAAGUUUUUCUCACUGUAAAGAAUGUAACAAGGGUUUUCAUCAAGAUAAAUGCACACUGUAGUUUCCUGUGUCCUUUCUGAGAUUCAAGAUGCUAACACGAGAAGUGUAUUUGCCAUGCAUCUGUGGCCUCUUGCUCCAGGUGAUGAUGCCAUUGUUGAAACUUGAAAGACUACACUGAUGUUCUCACUAACUUCUACUCAAAAUUCGAUCAGACUAGAGGCUCAGUUUGAGUUUGAACAACUCACAAUUUUGUUGCCAUUUUAAUUACGUAGUACUUGAAUAAUCCUUGAAGUUUCAUAUGAUGUCUUUAUUGUCAUUUCACUCGUUUAAAUUUGCAACCAAAUAAUUUAUUUAUGAUGUCAAUCUAUUCGGGCCAUUUUUGUCACUGGAAA